This is a messenger RNA of Sapajus apella (tufted capuchin), 856 nucleotides long. It is a transcript of the gene AGR3, whose product is annotated as anterior gradient 3, protein disulphide isomerase family member. Gene Ontology annotation, molecular function: dystroglycan binding. The coding region runs from base 135 to 683 and encodes 182 amino acids. The transcript has 9 exons. The record is from RefSeq and is a predicted model, not a curated record. Gene Ontology annotation, cellular component: endoplasmic reticulum. Lineage: Eukaryota; Metazoa; Chordata; Mammalia; Primates; Cebidae.
UGUGUGUGUGUGUGUGUGUGUGUGUGUGUGUGUGUCUAUAAAUCCACACCCAUUUUUAACCAGAAACGUCCAGAAUACAUUUCUAACAAGAGCACUGGCCAAGACAGCUCCUUCUGAGAGAUUCUCUAGAAGACAUGAUGCUACACUCAGCUUCAGCUCUCUGCCUAUUACUCGUCACAGUUUCUUCCAACCUUGCCAUUGCAAUAAGAAAGGAAAAGAGGCCUCCUCAGACACUCUCAAGAGGAUGGGGAGAUGACAUCACUUGGGUACAAACUUAUGAAGAAGGUCUCUUUUAUGCUCAGAAAAGGUUGUCCCCUUACUCUUUUGUUUCCUUGGCUGUUCAGAAGCUUCUCAGUAAGAAGCCAUUAAUGGUUAUUCAUCACCUGGAGGAUUGUCAAUAUUCCCAAGGACUAAAAAGAGUAUUUGCCCAAAAUGAAGAAAUACAAGAAAUGGCUCAGGAUAAAUUCAUCAUGCUAAACCUUAUGCAUGAGACCACCGAUAAGAAUUUAUCACCUGAUGGGCAAUAUGUGCCUAGAAUCAUGUUUGUAGACCCUUCUUUAACAGUCAGGGCUGAUAUAACUGGAAGAUACUCUAACAGAUUGUAUACAUAUGAGCCUCAGGACUUACCCCUAUUGAUAGACAACAUGAAGAAAGCAUUAAGACUUAUUCAGAUAGAGUUAUAAGGGAUGACGGAAAAAUGCCUUCACUUCAAAGAAGUCAAAUUUCAUGGAGAAAACCUCUGGAACACCGACAAAUACUAAAUGUGCAAGUAUAGAGAUUUUGUAAUAUUACUAUUUAGUUUUUUUUAAUGUGUUUGCAAUAGUCUUAUUACAAUAAAUGUUUUUUUUUAAUCUGA